CGAGAUAUUUGCAACAUGAUGGGCUAUGUCGGGCUACCCACAUGUUCGGCGGGGGUGCUCGCCAGCGCCACAAACCGGCCGGGCGGCUCUCUGCUUCCACCGGCCACCUGUUCGCCGCGCCCUCCCCCGCGCCGCCCGCGGCACCCUCGCCCCGCGGCGCCCGAGGUGCGCGCGUCGGCUCGACUCCCUCCCCUCAUUCGUUCGCGACGCGUCGUCUCGCCGGCCGGCUUUCGAUACCCGGGCUCAUUCGCACCGCGUCCGUUCCCCGUAUCGCUCAACGCACCCCACAAGUUCACAAUGACGGAAAGCACGGACACCCCGGCGGCCGCGGCGCCCGAAAAGACCCCGACCGAGAAUGGAACGACUGAAACUCCUCCGGAGGAGACCCCGGAGAAGAAGGAAGCCGAGAAAAAGGAGGAGGAGACCCCGCCGCCCAAGGAGAUGCGCGCCGUCGUCCUCACGGGCUUCGGAGGCCUGAAGACCGUCAAGAUCCUGAAGAAGCCCGAGCCCACCGUCGGCGAGGGCGAGGUCCUCAUUCGCGUCAAAGCCUGUGGCCUCAACUUCCAGGAUCUGAUCGUGCGACAGGGCGCCAUCGACUCGCCGCCCAAGACCCCCUUCAUCCUCGGCUUCGAGUGCGCGGGAGAGAUAGAACAGGUCGGCGAAGGCGUCACCAACUUCAAGGUCGGCGACCAAGUGGUGGCCCUGCCGGAGUACAAAGCCUGGGCAGAGCUGGUAUCAGUGCCCGCGCAGUAUGUGUACGCGCUGCCCUCCGGCAUGACGCCGCUGGACGCCGUCGCCGUCACCACCAACUACGUGGUGGCGUAUCUGCUGCUCUUCGAGAUGGCUAAUCUUGCGCCCGGCAAGAGCCUACUCGUUCACUCCGCCGGCGGCGGUGUGGGGCAAGCAGUAGCCCAGCUGGCGAAGACUGUGGACAACGUGACGGUGUUCGGCGUGUGCUCGAAGACCAAGCACGAGGCCUUGAAGGCCAACAAUAACAACAUUGAUCAUCUACUCGAGCGCGGCAGCGACUACACCAGCGAAGUCAGGAAGAUCACCCCAGAUGGCGUGGACAUCGUCCUGGACUGCCUGUGCGGAGAAGAGUGCAACCGCGGAUACUCACUGCUCAAACCCAUGGGCCGGUACAUCCUCUACGGAUCGUCCAACAUCGUGACCGGCGAGACGAAGAGUUUCUUCAGUGCUGCGCGUGCUUGGUGGCAAGUGGACAAGGUGUCUCCGAUCAAGCUGUUCGACGAGAACAAGAGCCUGGCGGGCCUGAACCUGCGGCACCUGCUGUUCCAGCACGGACGCGCCGAGUACGUGCGCCGCGCCGUCGACGCCGUGUUCCAGCUGUGGCUUGACGGGAAGGUCAAGCCGCUGGUCGACUCCACCUGGGCGCUGGAGGAUGUCGGCGAAGCCAUGCAAAAGAUGCACGACCGCAAGAACAUCGGCAAGCUGGUGCUCGACCCGUCGCUGGAGCCGAAGCCCAAGCCCGCCACGCCCGCCAAGGAGAAGAAGUCCGGCAAGGACAAGAAGCCCGCCAAGGAGAGCUCCGAGGAGAAAAAAGAUAAGGAGAAGGAGGAGAAACCCGCCGAGAACGGAGAAAAGAACGGUGAGAAAGAGGAGGCACCGCUCACUAACGGUAACGGCAACAGCGACGAAGAGUCCAAGGACAAGGAGAAGGAGUCGAGCUGAAUUGUCUCCCCCAAGGACAGGACCAGAUAAACCACCGCCAAUUGAUUAUUUUAUAGUUGAAGCUGUUCGUUUGACGCCGCGCCGCCGCCGCCGCCGCCGCGAGCGCGCGCCGCGCCGCGCCGUCCGUCUAUACUAUGUUGCCUGAUGUUUAUUAUGUUUCGUCUAUAUGAAUAAGCUUGCAUACGAGAUUGGCCGAUGCCUCAGAAGGGAGCAUUAUAAUAACGUUCGCUGCGACCCCGCGGAGGAUCGACCCAUGUCGUACACGUUCUUACUUAGUGUUAA
Cydia splendana is the source of this 1974-nucleotide messenger RNA. RefSeq names its product synaptic vesicle membrane protein VAT-1 homolog-like. The record is from RefSeq and is a predicted model, not a curated record. The transcript is spliced from 9 exons. The coding region runs from base 16 to 1692 and encodes 558 amino acids. Lineage: Eukaryota; Metazoa; Arthropoda; Insecta; Lepidoptera; Tortricidae. Gene Ontology annotation, molecular function: oxidoreductase activity; zinc ion binding.